AGUAGAAUAUUAUAAGUACAAGUUAAGAGAGCAGAUUGAAUAAAAUACGGAGUAAGUGAAUAUGCUGGCGCUAUUGGGAUGUGCAGUGUCUCAUGUCUCACGUUCGCCGAUUCGAACGUACAAGAAAUCAGGGAGCCUCAUGGAGGAGCCGGAGGCGGAGAAGACCAUGUUUUCCGGCAAUAACAGUACUGAGAUGAUGUUCAACAGCAUUACCAACGGCGGCGUGGUUCAGAUGAAGCCGCCGGCGGACAAUCAGUCGGCCGGAAACAACAGAGUGAUGGUGGUGGUGAAUCAGACUCCUGAAGCCAAACACGCCCUCCAAUGGGCUCUUACCCACACCAUCCAGACUCAUGAUACUGUGGUUCUUCUCCAUGUCGCCAGCCCCUGUACAAAAGGAGGAAACUCAAACAGUGAACUCAAUAAUGUCAGGACCAGCCAUGAUAUUCUUUGUUCAAUGGAAAGCACGUGUCAAACUAUGAGACCUGGGGUGCAUGUAAACUGUGUAUUGCAACAAGGGAAGGAGAAGGGGAGUGUGAUAGUUGAAGCAGCAAAGCAACAUGGAGUGAGCCUUCUGGUUUUGGGACAGAAAAGAAGAUCAAAGCUGUGGAGGCUGCGUUCAAGGUGGUCAAGGAGAAGGGCACAGGCUAAGGUCAUCAACUAUUGUAUCCAUAAUUCCAGUUGUAUGGCUAUUGCUGUCAGGAGGAAAAACAGGAAGCAUGGAGGGUAUUUGAUCACCACUAAAAGCCAUAAGAAUUUCUGGCUUUUGGCUUAAUUAAUCAUAUAAUAUAAGUAAUUAUCAAUCUCUUUAAUUAUACUUUAAUAACUAAUGUGUACGUGGUUUUAUAUAUUUUGCAUGCCUGCCUUUCUUCACUUUGAUGAAGCUAAGGAUUUUUUUUUUAUAUUAACUGAAGGGUAUUCCAGGUACCAUUUUUGCUAUAUUAUACUUGCAUUACUC
Messenger RNA from Cuscuta europaea, 955 nucleotides. The record is from the annotation of a GenBank genome assembly. Lineage: Eukaryota; Viridiplantae; Streptophyta; Magnoliopsida; Solanales; Convolvulaceae.